CGCUGGUUCACCGGCGAACCAGUCUAACCGGUCCCCACUGCCGGUCUGACUGGUUUGCGUAGGAGGCGCUGCAGCGAGCCACCCUCCUCGCGCCGUGCGAUCGAGCGCGUUCGUGUGUUGGCCCAGAAAAGGCGUCGACACUGUCUUCUGGAUAGAUUCCCUGGUAGAGUUGUAACCGGACAAAAAUGUUUGAAAGACAGCUGAAAAAUGUGACAAAGAAAAGUUUAUUAAAAUUUCAAAAAAAAAAUCUCCCCCUAAUGUUUAAAUAAAAUGAACUACUAAGGUUAAUCCCAUGCUUUAUAUCCUGUUGUUAUCGAAAAUUGCCAUGUAACUAUAAGAACUGACUGUGAUGUCCAAUGCUUUAAAACUAAUUGUGAUAAUAACUGUAGCUUCUAUCAUCGCACAGGCGUUGUUAACUACUUGAUGUCAUAAUGCUUUAGAACUGACAGUGUAUUAGUUUCUGUGCUAGCUUAGCAUGGAGAACAAGAAAAAUAAGAUAAGAUACCUGGAUUUGGUAUGAACGGGCCCAAUUUAAUUGGAUUGCCAAAAUCGACUUCACAUGUCAUUUAGUUCAAGGUUGCCCUAAAGAACACGCCAGAGUGAUUGAGAGAGUCAAGUCAGGUAGUCACUCAGUCAGCACCGCAAAUCUCUGUCCAGGAUGACCAGACUUAAGCUAACGGUCAUGGUAGGGAAGGCAAAUGCUGGCCCAGCUGGUCUUGGUCUUGUGAGAACCGAGGUCAGUUGUCAAGAGAAAAUGGGGAACGAACGGUGAAUGAUAUAUAGUCCGGCCUCUUUUGACGUCUGUGGCCACUGGCUCUGUGCCUUUGUCAUGCUAUUAGAAAUAAAAACUCCAUUGCCAAAUAUGACCGUCGGAUUUCCAUUCUUUACCUCCUUCAGCCUCCUCUUAAAUAUAUGAUGACACUGUUGACCAACAAUAUUUUUUAAUAAAUUAGUUAAAUAAAGAAAAAUAAGUACCACUACUUCUAUCAAACGUAUUGUAGAUCCAACUUAUAGAAUUAUUUCUUUUCAUGAAUUUUUUUAGAAAAGAUGAAUAGUCAAAUGAUUGAAAAAAGUCAAUAGUAUCAUAUAUUUAUGAAUAGAGGUAGUGUAUACUAUUACUAUCUAGCGCACUAUGGUCAUAUGGGCCAUGCAUGUUGUGAUUAAUGUUUCACAAUGGUAAAAAUAUUUUUAAGAAUGUAAAGUAGGAUUUAAGUGCAAAUAACAUUCAACCAACAUAUUAGAUCGUUCGAGCUCUACCUCAUUCAGAUACACUCAAAAACUCCGUAUAUCACUAAUCACUUAAUGACGAAGAUAUGCACCAUUUAGUAGUUCGUCAUUCUAUUUUACAAAUGACACCCUCACCCAUUUGAGCCCAAGGAAUGCUUAGAAAUGAACAGAAAAAAAAUGUUAUUCUCACAGGUCUGGAACUUAUUAUUGCCGUGCUAUAGAUGCUGUUGCUCAGUUCAACACAAAUAUCUUACAUCACCGUCGUCUGACGUGGUUUCAGCAGACUGAUCUAUGGUUCUCUUGGUAUGUUUGCGCCCCGAUGCAGACGGAAGUGAUUGCCUCUACCAUUUCUUUGUGGCCUCAUCAAAGUUAGUUGCACUUAGCAGCAUGUACCCUGCCUCUUCUUCCUCGUCUUUUCAAGCAAGAAUGCAGGAUCGUCGCCCGUUGUGCACCACCAUGCCCUACCUCCACAUCUCCAUAGCACUACUGCUCUCCCUAAACAUCCCUACAAUUUCUGCUAUGAGGGACACCAUCUCAGCUGGCCAAGCACUCACCAUUGGCGACAAGCUUGUCUCCAAAAACGGAAGGUACGCACUUGGCUUCUUCGAGGUGGAUAGCAACUGGUACCUUGGCAUAUGGUUCAACAGAGUCCCCAAGUUUACUCAAGCAUGGGUAGCAAAUAGGGAUGACCCAAUCAAGAACCCCACCUCGUUGCAGCUUAUUAUCUCCCAUGAUGCCAACCUUGUAAUCACAAACCGCUCUACCGACUCCAUUAUCUGGUCCACCCAAACUAAAAUAACAAGAAACAAUACCACUGCUCUUCUCCUGAAUAGUGGGAACUUCAUCCUAAGGAACGCCUCAAACUCGUCGGACAUUUUGUGGCAGAGUUUUGACCACCCAACAGAUACAUUUUCCCCCGGAGCGAAGCUUGGGUGGGACAAGAUCACCGGUCAGAAUCGCCGUCUUGUUUCUAGAAAAAACUCAAUCAGCCCAGCUACUGGUUUUUACUGCAGUGAGCUAGACCCCAGCGGUGUUAACCAGUUCGUCAAUACCCCAUUGGACUCCUUUGAACCAUAUUGGACCAGCGGUGCUUGGAAUGGCAAAUACUUUUCAUCUAUACCAGGAUCACUGGACUAUGCUGUUAAUAACUCAUUUGUUGACAAUGCAAAGGAGAAGUACUGCACGUAUGGAACAGCAGGACAGGAAACUGCUGUCACCCAUCAUUACUUAGACGUCCCUGGUCAAUCAAAGACAUUCAUAUGGCUUGAAGGCUCACAAGAUUGGGAACCCAUCUACGCCCAACCCAAAGCUCAGUGUGACGUGUAUGCAGCCUGUGGACCUUUUACAAUCUGCAAUGAUGAAGCACUUCCACAUUGCACUUGUAUGCAGGGGUUCAACAUACGAUCCCCUGAGGAUUGGAUGCUAGAUGAUCGAACUGGUGGAUGCCUGAGAAAUACUCCAAUAGAUUGUAUUACAAAUGGAAGCGCCUCAAAUUCCACGGAUAAAUUCUACUCCAUGACUUGUGUUAGUUUGUCCCAGACUGCCCAAAAAAUAGAAGCUGCUAAAAGUGCCUCCGAUUGUGCUCAAGCUUGCCUGGAUAAUUGCUCUUGCACUGCAUAUUCCUUCAGCAGCAGUAGAUGCUCCAUCUGGCAUAAUGAAUUGCUCAACCUAAGGAAACGUCAGUGUAGUAGUGAAGCUCCAAACUCAAAUGGAGAAACUAUUUACCUUCGCCUUGCCAGUAAAGAUAUGCAAAGUUCGGAAAAACACAGAAGCUGGCUUUUAAUUGUAGUUGCUACUGGCACAAUUGUUAUUGCAUUGGGCUUGUUUGCAUUCAUCCGGCUAUUAGUGAUUUGGAGAAACAAAACAAAGAACUCUAGCCACAUACAUAAUAGUGCUCAGUAUUCCAAUGGAAUCGUUGCAUUCAGAUACAUUGAUCUGCAACGUGCAACCAAGAAUUUCUCAGAUAAGCUAGGCGAAGGUGGGUUCGGUUCCGUAUUCAAGGGGUUUCUGAAUAAUUCAACUGCCAUAGCUGUGAAGAAGCUUGAUCAUCAUGCUCAUCAUGGAGACAAGCAAUUUAGAGCUGAAGUGAGCUCGAUUGGAAUCAUCCAGCAUAUUAAUUUAGUCAAAUUAAUUGGUUUCUGUUGUGAGGGUGCUAGAAGGUUACUUGUUUAUGAAUACAUGCCAAAUGGCUCUCUUGAUAUCCAUCUUUUCCAGAGCCAUGCUACAGUACUGAAAUGGAGUACUAGGUAUCAAAUAGCUUUGGGAGUUGCUAGAGGAUUGGCCUACUUGCAUGAGAAAUGCCGAGACUGCAUCAUACACUGUGACAUUAAGCCAGAAAACAUUCUUCUUAGUGAUUCAAAUGUUCCAAAAAUUGCAGAUUUUGGGAUGGCCAAGUUUUUGGGAAGAGAAUUUAGCCGAGUCAUAACUACUAUGAGAGGAACUAUAGGAUACCUUGCACCUGAGUGGAUCAGUGGAGUGGCUAUUACACCAAAAGUAGAUGUCUAUGCCUAUGGGAUGGUGUUACUGGAAAUUGUAUCUGGAAAGAGGAACUCAUGUGUUUUGUGUUCUUGUGGUAGCAAUCAUGACGUCUAUUACCCCGUACAUGUUGCACAGGAGAUUAUCGGUGGAGAUGUUAGGAGCUUGCUGGACAGCAGAUUGUGUGGCGAAGUGAAUUUGAAAGAGGCUGAAAUAGCCUGCAAGGUUGCAUGUUGGUGCAUUCAAGAUGAUGAGUUUGACCGACCAACAAUGGGUGAGGUGGUUCAGAUCCUGGAGGGUCUACUUGAAGUCAACAUACCCCCAAUGCCAAGGCUGCUUCAAACUAUCGCUGGAAGCUCAAAUUAUUCCACUUGCUGCUAAUCCUCUUUUAGCCAAGCCAAAUAUAUCGAUUACAGUAUCCAUGGAAGUACUGUUUGUGUGCUUUCCUUGUAGUUUUGAAUAAACUUGUGUGCUUUCCUUGUAGUUUUGAAUAAUCUGCAUUAUCCAUAUCGUUUGAGUAAAAAGAAAAUUGAAUUACAUGCAA
Panicum virgatum (switchgrass) is the source of this 4246-nucleotide messenger RNA. Its product is annotated as G-type lectin S-receptor-like serine/threonine-protein kinase At2g19130. The record is from RefSeq and is a predicted model, not a curated record. Gene Ontology annotation, molecular function: ATP binding; protein serine/threonine kinase activity. Gene Ontology annotation, biological process: protein phosphorylation; recognition of pollen. The transcript has a single exon. Bases 1519 to 4083 code for a protein of 854 amino acids. NCBI's taxonomy places the organism in Eukaryota, Viridiplantae, Streptophyta, Magnoliopsida, Poales, Poaceae.